UUUCCGACAGCACCUGAAGGCAGCAGCAGGAGCUCUCCACCCGGCGGGCCCACGCCUCCUCCUCCUCCCCCGGGCUCACCUUGCCCAGUGAGCGGCCCGGCCCACAGAGCAGUACCGGGCCCGGGGAGUGGUUGGCAGCUCGUGUGGGUGUGUGUAUGAAGCUUGUGAGCGGGCGUGUGUGUCAGUGUGCCCCCGUGUGAGUUUCCCGCCGGUCGAAGCAUGGAGGAGUUAGCCAGAGAGAGCAUCAGCCUGCUGGCUUCAGCCUCAAACAAGCCCCGGCUGGACGUGGCCGCCGAACCUCGUCUGGGCUCCAUGGGGGCCAUUUUCAUCAUGCUGAAGUCCGCCCUGGGAGCGGGGCUGCUCAACUUCCCCUGGGCCUUCGAGAGGGCCGGAGGCAUCCGCAGCGCAGUUGCGGUGGAGCUGGUGUCCCUGGUGUUCCUGAUCAGUGGUCUGAUCAUCCUUGGCUACUCCUCCUCCAUCAGUGGCCAGUGCACAUACCAGGCUGUGGUGAAGCACGUGUGCGGGCCCGCCAUCGGCCAGCUGUGUGAGAUCUGCUUCGUCAUCAACCUCUUUGUGAUCUCUGUGGCCUUCCUGGUUAUAGUGGACGACCAGCUGGAGAAGUUGUGCGGUUCCCUGUAUGAGCUGAUAUCAGGUUUACCGGAGACUGAGAUGCCAUACCACUUCUACACAGACCAGCGCUUCGCCCUGGUGCUGCUCUGCCUCCUGCUCAUCCUGCCGCUGUCCAUCCCCAAGGAGAUCAGCAUCCAGAAAUACAUCAGUGUUCUGGGAACUGUGGCUGCAACCUACCUGGCAAUUGCCAUCAUCGUCAAAUACCACACCACGCCUUCUGUUAUAGUUCACAUCACCCCUCUCUACACCGGCGGGAUCAGCUCGUGGGCCUCCAUGUUCAGCGUCAUCCCCACCAUCUGCUUUGGCUUCCAAUGCCACGAGGCGUCCAUCGCCAUCUACAGCAGCAUGGAGAACCAGCGGCUCUCUCACUGGGUCUUAAUCUCCGUGGUGUCCAUGAUCUUCUGUCUCAUCAUCUACUCCCUCACAGGGGUUUAUGGGUACCUGACAUUUGGAAAGGACGUGAAAGCAGACAUUCUGAUGUCGUACUCCAGUGAUGACAUUCUGAUGCUCAUCGCCAGACUGCUGUUUGGACUCUCCAUCAUCACCAUCUAUCCCAUCAUCCUGCUGCUGGGCAGAUCCGUGAUCCAGGACCCCCUACUGAGUCGCCGGCGGAGGCGGGACGGCGUGGUGUCUGCGGAGUUCGAAAGCCGCAGCCGCAUCGUCCUGACGGUGCUAUGGAUCGUGGUGACACUGCUCAUCGCCACGUUCAUACCGGAUAUCAGCAAAGUGAUCAGCGUCAUCGGAGGGGUCAGCGCCUUCUUCAUCUUCAUCUUCCCAGGACUCUGCUUGAUGUUUGCCAUGCAGUCUGAGCCGGUCUCCUUCAAAACCAGAGUGGUCCUCACAGGGUGGGGAGGGGUGACCCUGCUCUGCGGAGCCUUCAUCUUCGGACAGAGCACCACCAUCGCCGUCAUGCAGGUCCUCGGGAGGAUGUGAGCCCCUUACCUCUCUAGUUAUGAUCGGCCACGCUGGGCCUAAGAAAUGGCCCCUGAACUAUGAAGAGGCCCCUCCAAAAACUUGCAUCUCAUGGCCUUACAAUGGACUUAACCACACAAAUGCCUAUUUCUCCUUCAGUGUCGAUGUGUGUUGUUUUCAUUUGGCUUUAUUGUUCUUCGUUGCAUACAAACAAAGGCCUCUUGCCAUGCUGAGAUGAUUGAUUGAAAGCCUCAGGUGUUUCUGCCAGUGAUUGUACUUUUGUUGCAUAUUAUUAUUGAAAAUCUGCAUUCAGCCUGCCUGUUUUCAGAAAACAAUUUCAUACAGUCUAUGGGUAAGAUGAAGAGCUUUCAAAAGGCACGUCUGUCAGUUUGUUGAACACCAUAUGAUCACGAAACUGAAUGAUCAGGAAUGUAACAUAAAAUCCAGCUUGACCAUUAUAUAUAAGAAAAAAAGAAACCUGGAAAGCUAUAAUCCUAUGUGCAGGAAACCAGGACAAUGUCCAUCAUGAUAUGUGAUUGUGAAUAUUUAAUAUUUCCUUUUGUUUAGCCACCAGAGUUGACAGGGGUUGCUUGAGCGAGAAUAUUUUGAUGUUUCUGUAAAUUUGGAUGCAAGUGUGUAAAUAAGUCUUGUCAUUUGUAUGUAAAAGGAAAAAAACGCUCUGGUAUUUGAAGAAGUGGUAAACGGUGUAUAAAGUAGUGAACUUGAAGUACAUUUCAAGUAAAUGAAAAGAUAAUAAAUAAAAUAAUUUUUAUAUGAAACCUU
This is a messenger RNA of Eleginops maclovinus (Patagonian blennie), 2325 nucleotides long. RefSeq names its product solute carrier family 38 member 8a (gene slc38a8a). The transcript is spliced from 10 exons. The record is from RefSeq and is a predicted model, not a curated record. The coding region runs from base 220 to 1563 and encodes 447 amino acids. Lineage: Eukaryota; Metazoa; Chordata; Actinopteri; Perciformes; Eleginopidae. Gene Ontology annotation, molecular function: L-amino acid transmembrane transporter activity. Gene Ontology annotation, biological process: amino acid transmembrane transport.